UCAAUUCUUCGUCCUUCAACUCCCUGCUAGCAACAUGGACCACCAGGAAGCCAAGUCGCCAAAAGCGCACACAGUCAUCGCUGCUCAGCUGGAGCGCGUGCAGACUGGAGAAAGAGGUCGAGCCAUCACAUAUGCUACAGACGUACGUUCGAGACGUGUCAGCACAGGACGACUGGAAGGAGGCCGCGGAAGUCUCGCUCGAUCACGCUCCCGCGACUCCUCAAUGUCAAUACGCACGGCUCGAAGAAGCGUGGAUCCUAGCCUUGCUUUGCCGCCAGCAUUCAGAACGCUAUCUUUCGGCCUCGAGGAAAGCAAAAGACGAAGCUUCGUUAGAGAUGAGAGGCCAUCGAAAUCAAAAUCGAAGAGCAAGAAGGAGCAAGCGCAGAUCGAAUUUGGAGACGCCGACUACCACCUCACGUCUCCUGAAGACCUCCUCCUUCGCUACGGAUCCUCACGGAACAGUGGUCUAUCUGUCUCUCAGGCAGCACAGCAGCUCAAGACAGUGGGCCGCAAUGUGCCAUCUCCACCGCCAUCGAGAUGGUUCCCAAGACUGAUAGGAUAUCUCUUCGGUGGCUUCGGUGCCAUCCUCUUCAUCGCCGGCAUUCUUGUCUUCAUCGCUUGGAAGCCAUUAGGUGAACCAAGUCCAGCAAUAGCCAACUUGGCUCUUGCGAUUGUCUUGGUAUGCGUAUGGCUGAUUCAAGCUGCCUUCUCGUUCUGGCAAGAUUUCUCGAGUUCCAAAGUCAUGGCUUCGAUUACGCAAAUGCUUCCGGAAGAGUGCAUGAUAAUACGCGAGGGACAAAAUACGAGGGUCGACGGCCGCGAUGUUGUGCCAGGAGACAUUCUGAAGAUCACUAUCGGCAACAAGCUACCGGCAGAUGUGCGAUUUCUGAACUGCUCUUCGGACGUUCGCUUUGAUCGAUCGAUUCUCACCGGAGAGACCGCACCACUUCUCGGAUCCGUUGAAUCUACCGAUGAUAACUACCUGGAAACAGCUUGUAUUGGUCUCGCUGGAACACAUUGUGUUUCUGGCAGUGCCUUGGGUUUGAUUCUGGAGACUGGAGACCGAACGGUAUUCGGACGAAUUGCCAAACUGACGAGCACACCAAAGAGCGGUUUGACACCACUCCAGAAGGAAAUCCUCUAUUUUGUACUUGUCAUCGUCAGUCUCAUGCUCACUAUGGUGAUCAUUGUCAUCGCGGUCUGGGCAGGCUGGCUACGUCAGGAACAUCCAGACUGGAUCAGCGUCGCUCAACUGAUCGUCAGCUGCGUUAGCGUCGCUGUCGCCUUCAUUCCAGAAGGGCUUCCGAUCGCCGUCACUGCGUCGCUUACCAUCACCGCGAACAUCAUGCGCAAGAACAAGAUCCUAUGCAAGAGCUUAAAGACUGUCGAGACUCUAGGCGCUGUCAACGUUAUCUGCUCCGACAAGACCGGAACCUUGACGAAGAAUCUCAUGAAAGUGACGGAUUUCAUGGUGGGCAAAGCCACAAUGACCGCAAACGAUGCUCCAGAUCGAUUCAACAGAUUUGAAGGUCUUCGACAGCUUGCCAACACCUGUGCUGCAUGUAAUGAAGCAGAGUUUGACGCUUCAACGCUGGACAAGGACAUCCAUGAUCGCAAGGUGAAUGGAGAUGCGACCGAUUCUGCCAUCCUUCGCUUCGCAGAGACGAUGCGGCCUGUUUGCGAGCUUCGCGAUGCGUGGCGGUCAGUAUUCAAAGUGGCAUUCAACAGCAAGAACAAGUUCGCAAUCAACGUUGUCAAGGGCGAGACAUCCGAGAAUCCAUUGCUCAUGAUCAAGGGUGCUCCCGAUAUUCUGCUCCCUCGCUGCAAGUCUUACAUUGACGUGGAUGGCUCGGUCAAACAGAUGACAGAGCAAGACACGCGAACACUAGAGAGUAUGAAAGACUUCUGGUCGAGCCAGGGAAAGCGAGUCAUCCUGCUUGCUGAGAAGCCGCUUGACAAUCUGCUAUUCGACCACGUGCAUCAACCAAGAGAAUAUGAGCGAGAUAUCAUGAGCCGCGCGUCAAAUGAUCUCAUCCUGUCUGGCCUGAUAGGAAUUGUUGAUCCUCCUCGUCCUGAAAUCCCAGAGGUUGUCAGCACUCUUCGAGGAGCUGGUAUCCGUGUCUUCAUGGUUACUGGCGAUUUCAAGCUCACUGCCGCCGCGAUCGCCGCCGAAUGUGGCAUUAUAACGCAGACACCUAAAAACAUCGACGACGUGACACACCUGGCUUUCGAUGAAGGCUAUCUGGAAAGCGCUGGCAUUACAGUGGAAAAGUCUCCUGACACUCUUUAUUACAAGACCAAGUCAAUCGUUCUCUCCGGUGCCGACAUCGAGACUCUAGAUGACAGCAUGUGGGACAAGCUAGCAAAAUACGAUGAGAUCGUCUUCGCCCGCACGACGCCAGAGCACAAGCUGAAGAUCGUUCGCGAGUUCCAAGCUCGCGACCUCACAGUGGGCAUGACUGGUGACGGAGUCAACGACGCACCCUCGCUCAAGGAAGCAGACGUCGGCAUCGCUAUGGGAUCUGGAAGCGACAUCGCCAUCGAAGCCGCGGAUAUGGUUCUCCUCGACUCUUUCUCUGCCGUCAUCGAAGCCGUCAAGUAUGGCCGUGUUGUCUACGAUAAUCUGAAGAAGACAAUCUGCUACUUGCUGCCAGCGGGAUCUUUCUCAGAAUUCUGGCCUGUCUUUACCAACCUCUGCUUCGGUCUUCCACAAAUCCUCAGCUCCUUUCUCAUGAUCAUCAUCUGCUGCUUCACUGAUUGCGCUGCUGCUACUGCCCUGGCGUACGAGAAGCCGGAAGCAGAUGUCCUUACUCGACCACCACGCAACGCCAAGAGGGAUCGUCUUGUCAACUCCAAGCUCAUUUUCCAAGCUUAUGGCUUUCUCGGUGUUCUAGAGACUGUGAGCUCGUUCGCAAUGGGUUACUGGUAUGCUCAACGUCAAGGCGUUCCAUUCUCAACCCUCUGGUUCGGUUUCGGCACAGUACCAGAAGGCAUGACCAAAGCACGAUAUUCGGACAUUCUCAACGUCGCUUCGUCAGUCUACUUUGUGAACUUGGUGGUUAUGCAGUGGUUCAAUCUUUUCGCGAUUCGAACUCGUCGCCUUUCUGUGCUCCAGCACAGCAUGAACUGGCUCUUGCUCCCUGCCAUAGCCUUUGCUCUGGUCAUCGCUAUCUUCUUCCUCUACGUUCCAUCGUUUCACAGCCCUCUUCAGACGGCGAUUAUCCCGACUGAGCACUGGUUUCUCCCAAUGGCCUUUGGAACUGGCAUUCUUCUACUUGACGAGGGGAGGAAGUUUUUGGUGAGGAGAUACCCAACAAGUUUGAUUGCCAGAUGCGCAUGGUGAAGUACUAUCGAUACAUGGAAAGAGAGAGGACCAGUGGCCUUGUCUCAAAGCGAGGAUUUGGCGGGACUAGUUGCGUCGAUACAAGAAUUACGGAGAUAGAUUUGAAUUAAGAACUGAGAGUCGUACAUCGAA
This is a messenger RNA of Pseudocercospora fijiensis CIRAD86, 3475 nucleotides long. RefSeq lists its product as uncharacterized. The transcript has a single exon. Gene Ontology annotation, cellular component: membrane. Gene Ontology annotation, molecular function: ATP binding; P-type sodium:potassium-exchanging transporter activity; ATP hydrolysis activity. Bases 35 to 3343 code for a protein of 1102 amino acids. NCBI's taxonomy places the organism in Eukaryota, Fungi, Ascomycota, Dothideomycetes, Mycosphaerellales, Mycosphaerellaceae. The record is from RefSeq and is a predicted model, not a curated record. Gene Ontology annotation, biological process: proton transmembrane transport; intracellular potassium ion homeostasis; potassium ion import across plasma membrane.